This is a messenger RNA of Falco peregrinus (peregrine falcon), 756 nucleotides long. RefSeq names its product translation initiation factor IF-2-like. The coding region runs from base 1 to 756 and encodes 251 amino acids. Lineage: Eukaryota; Metazoa; Chordata; Aves; Falconiformes; Falconidae. The record is from RefSeq and is a predicted model, not a curated record. The transcript has a single exon.
AUGGCUCCUGCCAGCAACACCGGCAGCGACCCCGCCGCCGGCUGCGAGGCGGUGGUUAACGGCUGUAAACCCACGGUGAAACCGCCUACACGCAGGGCGGCUGUCCCACGCCACGGAGGUGUCCGUGUCCCCCGUGUCCGCGGGCACCCGCCGUCACGGGAACAAAGGCGCCGCCGCCGGGCGCCCCGCGAGCCGGUGACCCGCCCGGGCGGGAACCUGCCCUCGCACCGGCACGGCCCCGGCCCCAGGCGGCCCGCCCCCCCCCCGCGAUGCCCGCACGGCCGCGUCCCGCCACGGUCCCCCCGAGGCCGGCGGCGGCGCCUGAGGGACGCGAGCACCGCGCGGCCGCCCCGUUCCCCGCCGCCGCCUCAGGCCGCCCCCAGCCCGGCCGACAAAGGCAGCGGCUCGGGCAGCACUGGAGCCGCCCCAGCGCCGGGCGGGGCACGGGGGCCGCCGCCGGGGCGUGAGGGGGGGAACGGCCGCGCCCCGGCCCCGCUGCGCUCCGCCGCCGCCUCCCGCCUCAGGUGCGCGGCGGGCAGCGGCUCCUCACCUGCGUUGCCGCCGCCCCCGCGCCGCGGCCGCCGCCAGGGCCGGGCUGGAGCCGCGCAGCAGCAGCAGCAGCGCCGCCGCCCCGCCGCCGCGGCUCCCCUCAGGCACCAUGGCAGGGGGCAGGCACCGGCACCGGGGCCGGCCGCGCCGCCGCCUCCCCUCAGCCGCGCCGCUGCGGCUGCCAUGGAAAUCACAACCACGCCCUGA